Oryzias melastigma (Indian medaka) is the source of this 1395-nucleotide messenger RNA. RefSeq lists its product as uncharacterized. The record is from RefSeq and is a predicted model, not a curated record. NCBI's taxonomy places the organism in Eukaryota, Metazoa, Chordata, Actinopteri, Beloniformes, Adrianichthyidae. The coding region runs from base 289 to 1233 and encodes 314 amino acids. The transcript has 10 exons.
AUCUUUACAUUUCAUUGUAUUCUUUCUUUUCUUUAUUGAGUAUUUUUGUGAUAUUUUUCUGAAUCUCUCAGGUGACUAUUGAUCCUGAGUCCAUGGCCAUCAGCAGGUGGCAGCAACGCGCGUGCGCCGGCAACCACGCACAGGCAGUCCAACCGAGGAAGAAUGGAGACGGUUCGAGGGAAGGUGUGACCAUAGACACCGACCAUCCCAACAAGACUGCAAACACAAACAGGCUCCUCCCACGGCGGCGCGUGCACACAUGUCCGCUCCGGCUGCGACGUUCAGAAGAUGGACGAAGUAAGUCCUCUGCUGGGCAACCGGCUGCAGGAGAGUCCAGAGGUUCUGUCCCCGAACCUGAGACCCAGACAUCAGGACCUGCUCCCCACACCAUGUGGACCGAUGAAGCGAUGGUCAGAGCUGACGCUCACAGCACGCAUCUAUUUCUGCCUGAUCAUGGUGUCUCUGCUGGUGUUGUUCGGCUUGACCGUCCCCACAUACCAGCAGCGCACUGACCCUCACCUGUACAACGAGGACUUUGCGGUUUCCAUCAUCCAGCUGAUGGGAGUGUUGUUCUGCAUUUACUACAUCAGCCGCGGCGUUCUGCAGGAGAACAAACUGGAGCUGGUGGUGUUCGUGCUAAGCCUGCUGGUCGUCAUGGUUCGCUCUCUGAUCAACUUCAUCGUGGUCGGGCCGGAGGGACGGAAAGAGCUGCUGGCUCGCUUCGUGUGCAUCAUGCUCCUGGGCGUCUUCCACAUCUUUGGUACCAUUUUCUUCUUCCUCUGGUCACCCAACACGAUGGCGUUCCGAGUGGGUGGAGCCCUGGAAAGCGUGCAAGAACAUUACUUCCUGUCCAACAUCUGCUUCUCCAUGGUGACCUUUGACCUGCAGGCUCAGCUGUGUCUGUGUAUCCUGAUCACGGCGUCAGAUGGAGGCAUGUCAGCGACGUACACAGCUGUCCUGGCUGUGGGCGUGGCGUGGGCGUGCCUGACGGCGGCGGUCGGGGCCAUCGCUGUUCUAAAGGAAGCCAAAGGUCUGGUCUGGAUCUUCAUGGUCCAGAACCUUCUCCAGCUGGCUUUCUGUGGGUAUCUAACCUACACAGUGGUGAAGAGAUGGUUCACCGACCAGACGUACACCAACGAGGCGGCGGCGGUCUCUGGAUCACUGCUGUCGCUGGUCAUCAAAGCCGUGUUGCUGUGGGGACUCGUCAAGCUGCUGCGGAGUUUCAGACACUGACUCCAGGAGACCGUGUCAGCAUCCAGGAAGUGACGGCGGUGGGCGUCAUUUGUGGAGCUGCAUAUUCAAACCCCAAACAUGUCUGCAGUCGACCUUCUGGCUAAUGCUGAAAUCUUUGUCGAGCUGAACUCCUGUUUCAAUAAAGGUUUUCUAUUCAAAGCA